AUGACAAGUGUAAGCCGUUAUGGGCAGGGAGGCCGUCAAGCGUACGGUUUGGUGUCCAACUUGAGUACCAAGUCGCCUGGUAGUGCUUCUACAAAUCCAGCUCAGGGAAACCAGACGCAAAAUCCGGCUUCAAAUGUACAGCAGAAGAAUCCAAAAUUGUAUAAAACAGAAUUGUGUAGAUCUUGGAUGGAUCACGGUCGUUGUAAUUAUGGGGAAAGGUGUCAGUACGCACAUGGCGAACACGAGAAACGGUCUAUUCCUAGGCAUCCGAAAUAUAAGACUGCAUAUUGCCAGUCGUAUCAUCAGUCUGGGUAUUGCCCUUAUGGACCAAGAUGUCAUUUUAUCCAUAAUGAAGAUUCGUCUGCUUUGUCAAGGAACGCAGUACCUGUAAACCACCCUUAUCUGCUACAAACGAACAGUAAUUCUCUCUUGCUAUCCUUGGGCAAUACUUUGCAUUAUUCGUGCGGAUCGGCUGGUGAAUCUCCAGUCCCUAGUUCAGCAGGGUCAGGAAGUGAAAGCCCUUUGGGUUCCAGUAGUCCAAGUCUUGACCUUGAUGACUCUAUGAAUGUGGCGUCACUUAAUAAUUGGAAUGUUUUUACUGAUAAUUCUUUAAACGUUAAGCGUUCACAUUUUGAGUGGCCUUCGGUGGCGAUGGGUGAUAAUGGCAUCGCUCUCAACCAGAAAGUGCCUUUGCAGGCGGGUACAUCACUAUGUUCGCAACCGGCUUACGAUCUUAAUUCCACUGCAUUGUUGAUUAAUGAUUUGCUGUCAUGGAAUUUCGAUGAGAAAACUAUUGGUAAAGCGUCGAGCGAACCAACUGUAAGCAGUGUUCGUCUUCCGGUUUUUGCCCAGUUCAGUAAUCCUCAUACGACCCCUUGA
This is a messenger RNA of Enterobius vermicularis (human pinworm), 879 nucleotides long. The record is from the annotation of a GenBank genome assembly. Lineage: Eukaryota; Metazoa; Nematoda; Chromadorea; Rhabditida; Oxyuridae.